AAAAAACCUCUCAGUCACGACCUGCAGGCAUGGAGGAGGAAACCCAACCUCCGGGGUUAAUACCUCCUCUCGAUCCCGUCGCCGCCGACGGCGCCGCCGGUUACCAAUACGAUGUUGACCCUGACUACGUCCAAGUAGACCCUAGAAGCUCCCGCGCCCUCGCCAUGUUCGUCCUCUUCAACAUGGUUGUCAUCAGCGUAAUCGGUUACCUGGUAAAGAAACCCUAUUUUCCCGAGAUCUACGUCUCAGGCUUCGACGUCUCCUCCAUCAGUCUCUCUCCGAACGCCUCCUCCCCGGCCGACGUCUUCACCGUCAACCUCGCCUUCCGUAACCCUAACAGGGUGACAGGCAUCAAAUACUACAACCUCCGCGCGUUCCUCUACUACGGCGAGCGUCUGAUCACCGAGGCCUCGCUGUCCCCAUUCCGCCAGAGGCUUGGGGGCGACGUCACGCAUCUUAAAGCCCGGUUGCCGGAGAGAGCAGCAGCGGGAGGGUACGGCGCUGUUGAUGAAGCUACGAGGUUUGGGGUUAGGGUUUUCUUGAGCAUAAACUAUACUUCCGUGCGUUUCAGGUCGGAGCCGAGAUUCGACCUGAAGACUUACUGUCGUGAUACUGGGGUCUCGUUGAACUACACCAUGCCUUGCUCCGUUAGGUUCAUCAACCAAAAACAGAGCCUUCUUUCUCUGUUUUCUUUGUUGCAGUUCGGUCUCAAGAAAUCUGCCAGUUUUUUGUUCGGUUGCUACAGUGUUUACAGUUUUUCUAACUCAGUUUCAGAUCUGAUUCAGGCCGAUCCUAUUCUCAAAGCCAACAAGUGGUAUCAGAGCGGUGUAUGCCUAAGUACCAACCAAGAUCUGAAGAGAUGA
Asparagus officinalis (garden asparagus) is the source of this 863-nucleotide messenger RNA. RefSeq lists its product as uncharacterized. The coding region runs from base 30 to 863 and encodes 277 amino acids. The record is from RefSeq and is a predicted model, not a curated record. Gene Ontology annotation, biological process: defense response to other organism. Lineage: Eukaryota; Viridiplantae; Streptophyta; Magnoliopsida; Asparagales; Asparagaceae. The transcript is spliced from 2 exons.